AUGGUGAUGGAAUGGGACCCGAACCUGGUAGUUGUGAAGUAUCCCAUGUGCGCCCAGUCGAAGAUGGAAUUGGGAGAGCCAGGUCUCCCCGUGGCCUUCCCGCAGGUUGAGCAUCACUGGACGUCCACCACCGCGCGCGUGGUUCUGAAGGUGGAUGCAGAUGUGUCGCUGCAGCUCAUGCAGAUCUCCGAUGCGCACAUCACCUUAUCCCCCGUGGACGGCCUGGAGCUGAAACAUGGGCAGCGCAUGCACGGGGCCUUCUAUGGUGGGUCCCCAUGCCUGUGGAACAACUCCCUGGUGCAGCCUGCGCCGAUGUUCCGUGAGCUCCUGGAUGUGGCCAGCAGCGCCAGGGUAGAUGUGGUGGCCUUGUCGGGCGACCUUCUCAGCUUUCCGCAGGCCAGCGCCGUGCACGCGGUGAGCGAGUUGCUCAAUGCUUCCUUAAGGCACAGAUGCGGCGGUCGUAUCCCUUACGUCUUCACAAGUGGGAACCACGACUGGUUCUUCGAGGGCAUGGCUGGCAGCCAGCAGGAGUUGCAGGAGCUCUGGCGAAGGACGGCUCUUCAUCCGCUCUAUGCCGCGAGCGCCACCUGGAGUGAGCAUCCGAACUACGACUUCUCGAGUUUUGAGUCAGGGGGCGUCCUCAUCCUCGUCAUUGACAACUCCCGGUACCAGGUGAGCUACGAGCAGCUGCACUUCUUCCAGCGCCAGAUGCUCCGCUGGAAGCCCACGGUGCUGGUGCUUCACAUCCCUUUGUCUGUGAAUGACCAGCUCCGACCACAUCGCGGCUUCACCUUGUGUGGUGAUCCCUCCUGGGGUGAGAGCACCGACCGGUCCUGGCGCGAUGAGCAGCGCAAACCCUGGCCCAAGGAGGGCAAUGACCGCCCCACACAGCUCUUCCUCGAGGCCGUGAUGGCCGCGGCCGCGCCAAAGGGGCCGCUGGUGGCGGUAUUGGCCGGCCACACUCAUGGCCACGACGCCACAGAGGUCGGCGACAGUAGCGCUGUUCAGUACAUCAGCACUCCAGCUACACAUGGAGGCCAUCGCUUUCUGAACGUGCGGAGCGUCCCCGCAGGUGCGCAGGAGGCCCUUUCAGAGGACCUCGCUGUGAGCGAUUUCCUGCUUGGCCUUUCUUGGGCAGCUCUGGGAGCGUGGCCAAGCGAGACGGAGAUUGAAGUGGACCUCGUGUGGGGCUGCUGGGGCGGGCUCCGGGCGCUGGAGCGCAGGGCGCAGCGCAUCAGCUCCAAGCUGGUGAUCCGCGGCCUGGACGCCAUGCUGGAGCGCACCCAGGAGGCCAUCCGCCAUGGGCUUCUGCUGCUGGCGCGGGCGCUGAAGCCGCUGCUGGGAGCCGCGGUGCCCUGCGCGCCUUGCACGGAGGCCGGGGGGCCUCUUCACCGUCUGCUGCGUGUCCUGCCGCUUUGGGCCGACCCUCCCAGCUUGAGCUACGAGCCCGGUCUACGCCUCGAGGUUGGGGGCUGCUCUCUGCUUGCGGAGGUGAACGAGGCUUUGAGCGCGAGGGAGGACUGGAGCGGCUUGGGCUUCAGAGUGGGCCGCAGCCUCGGAGUUUCGGAGUUGGCCGCAGCCCCGUCAUCCUCGGAUCCGUACCGGGGAUCUCCUUACGGGCCCGGGAGCCUGUGGGUGGUGCGGCACCCGCCGCCGGACUACGGCUAUGGCUACGGAUAUGGCGGGUACGGCGGCUACCCACCGCCACAGCACCCGCCGCCCUAUGGCUACGGAGCGCCGCCAGGCCAAGACAAGCCGCCAGGCCACCCGCCGCCACCUAGCUACGGAUACGGCCCGCGCGGACACCGGGAUGAUUCGGAUGAGCCCAGAAUCACUGGGCAGUUUAACCAUGAGCACAUCAAGGGCUUCAACUACCAUGUUUUGAAGCACGGGGCUACCAGGCCAUGGGUAUCCUCCCCCGCACUGGCCGCCGCCGCCCCAUGGCUAUUGGCCGCCGCCGCCGCGGCCUUGACGUCUCCGCGGAGAGAAGGGAAGUGCCCCCUCGAGCGUUUCGAGCGGGUGUACGGCUUGCGGUACACCUGCCGCUUCUUCAUUGGCAUCGAUAACGAUGUGGACAAGUUCAGAGUGGCGAAGCGUAUCAUCGGCGCAAACGGCUGCAACAUGAAGGAGCCGCUUCAGCCGGGGGAGAGGUUGGAGGGCGUGGGGCGCCUCGUGGUGGAGGACAUCGUGAAGAAGUCCGGGGACGUCGCCAAGCUGCGGCUCCGCGGGAAGGGCUCCGGCUUCGUGUGGGGGCCAAGACGCAAGCCUGUGGUGUGCGGGCGGAAGGGCCCUGACUCGUUUGCAAUUGCAGCCCUCCGGCCCAAGGCAGAGCGCGACACUGGGGAGGAAUCCCCGGCCCUGAGCUGA
Messenger RNA from Effrenium voratum, 2367 nucleotides. The record is from the annotation of a GenBank genome assembly. Lineage: Eukaryota; Dinophyceae; Suessiales; Symbiodiniaceae.